Molecule: messenger RNA, 1086 nt
Organism: Rotaria sp. Silwood2
Lineage: Eukaryota; Metazoa; Rotifera; Eurotatoria; Philodinida; Philodinidae
Source: the annotation of a GenBank genome assembly
GUCAUAAUCGGUAUUACACUCAAAACAGGUCGUAUUACAGUUUGCAAUGCUGCUUCUCGGAAUGCAUUGACCAUCCGAACAUUUGCAACCGCAGGCUAUACUUCCUCCAUCGACAAUAGCAAGAUUAAUUGUUAUAACAAGAAACAUCAUAAAUAUUAACCAAUAAUGAAAACGAACCAUUUUAGUAAUAUUCAAUAAUAUUCUUCUUGAAUUGAAAAUUUUAUGAUUAUUGUAGUAUUUAUGAGGAUAUAUAUAUAUAACAUAUCAUUCAGAAAAAUAAACGCAUGACUUGCAAAAAAUUGUGACCUCAAUUUAUAUUAUGCAUUCAUGAAGGUGAUAUACGUAACUAUAGAUGCGUCAUUUUUUCUCCUUGUCAUUUUUUGCUCUUAUUUGUCAUGUAACAUCCAUCUAUAUCAGGUGUGCUAAAAUAUUUGCCACAUUUUUUUAUUUCGCACAUAUCCCGGCUUAAAUAAAUGAUACAGGGUGUAGGGUGUGGAUGAGUGUGACUGUGGGUGUAGAGAAAAGAAUACCACCACAUCUACCCCCAACUAUUAUAGAAUAGUAUGAAUAUUGAACAACAUAAUAGUAAAAGUCCAUUUCAAAAUGGUAGAAAUAGAAUUUUUUAUUUUUGUUUAAAAAAGAAAAUUUUAUUAUUUAGAAACAACAAUGAAUAUUUGUGAAUAUGAUUCAUUUGUAACUAAUAAGAAUUAUUGUGUUUAUUUAUCAAAUUUUGAAGUACCAAAUAUAAUAUUUGCAGCAACAUUACUUAUCACAAAAAUGAACAAAAUAAACGUGAACAACUUUCGAAACUUCAAGCGAAUUCUUAUAAAUCAAAAUCCUGUUUUAUGCAUAAAAUGUGUUUUGGAUGGUGUACCAACCCAGAAAAAACCAUCUGAUGAGCAAGCAAAUGCUAUUCUUGAAAUACUGGUUUUUGAUGUAAAACUUGAAAUGACUGUAUUACAUAUUGAAAAUGGUCUUCCAUAUGUACAACCUAAUUUAGGUGAACGAAAUUUAAAUACUGAAAUACGUGCAAUAUUAUCACAAUCAUCAUCAUCAACUACAACAAUAGUAAUAAAAUCAAACUAA